CAAAGCAAAAGUAGACGGUGUCGACAUAGAACAAUUCACAAUAGCUUUCAUUUUCAUAUUCAUCGCCUGGCAAGAACUUUAGAAACAUGAUAGGCUUUAUUGACAGAACAUCUGAUAAAUAAAGACCUGCAGGGCAUGUUGCUAAUUCCAUGUGUGGGACGGUGCCUGCUCUCCCGAUGGGUUCGAGUGUCAAGGAGGCGGCGUCUAUCCACGUGCACAGAUUCUAGUGCCCCGCAUGUAUGCAUUGUUGGCAGCGGGCCAGCUGGCUUCUAUACAGCCCAGCAGCUUCUUAAGGGCCAUCCAUCACUUCGUGUUGACAUCUUUGAGAGACUGCCGGUCCCUUUCGGCCUUGUCAGAUAUGGAGUGGCCCCAGAUCAUCCAGAAGUCAAGAAUGUAAUUAACACCUUUACCCAGACAUCGAAAAACGAACGCUGUUCCUUCUUUGGCAAUGUGACCGUUGGACGGGACAUUAGUGUGCAGGAACUGAAGAGGCACUACACAGCUGUCGUACUGUCUUAUGGAGCGGAUGAUGACAGAAAGCUUCGGAUACCAGGUGAGGACCAUCCACACGUUUUGUCUGCCAGGAACUUUGUGGGCUGGUAUAAUGGUCUGCCUGAAGACGCUUAUCUAAACGUGCACCUGGACACAGACACAGCAGUGGUGCUGGGACAUGGAAAUGUAGCCUUGGAUGUUGCAAGGAUUCUUCUGACACCAGUGGAUUUACUGGCUAAAACAGAUAUAACACAACACAGCCUGGAGGUGUUGCGAGGCAGUCGUGUACGUCGUGUGGUGUUGGUGGGCAGACGUGGUCCCCUGCAGGUGGCGUUUACCAUCAAGGAGCUCCGGGAGAUGACUAAGUUGCCCGGGACACGGCCACUACUCCACCAUGCAGACUAUGAUGGACUGCAAAAAGUGCUCGAUGACAUUCCAAGACCUAGAAAGCGGCUGACAGAAUUGUUGUACAAAGCAGCCCUAUCUCCCAGUGAAGAUGACACUAAACUGUGGAAGACUGCUGACAGGGAGUGGGAACUAAGGUUCAGACUCAGCCCUAUAGAGGUCCUUACCAGGGCUCACAAAAUCACUGGUGUGAAGUUUGCUGUUAACAAUCUGGAGGGUGAUGACAUUUUUAACCAAAGGGCUGUGAUGACUUCAGAAACAGAAACUAUUGAGUGUGGGCUAGUCCUGCGAAGUAUUGGCUACAAGGGAAGGCCAAUAGAUCCUGCAGUACCAUUUGACACCAGGGCAGGAAUUAUACCCAAUAGAGAGGGGAGGGUGACAGGGGAAACAUGCCUGUACUGCAGUGGCUGGGUGGGGCGUGGACCAGUAGGUGUCAUAAACAACACCAUGGCAGACGGUUUCGAGGUUGGGAAAACUAUGCUCAAAGAUAUUCAGUCUGGACUCCUGACUAUCAAAUCUCAACGGCAGGCCAUAAUGGACUUGCUUAAACAAAGAGGCAUACAGGUGGUGAAAUUCAAGGACUGGGAAACUAUUGACAAGUAUGAAACCCAGUUAGGGGAAAAACUUGGGAAGCCUAGAGAGAAGGAAACAAGUGUUGAAAACAUGCUCAGAAUCGCAGCACAGUGAUUGGGGAUAGAUUUAGAUUGUAUUAUAUUUGAUAAAUACAUGAGAAAUUA
Dreissena polymorpha is the source of this 1634-nucleotide messenger RNA. RefSeq names its product NADPH:adrenodoxin oxidoreductase, mitochondrial-like. The record is from RefSeq and is a predicted model, not a curated record. The transcript is spliced from 12 exons. Gene Ontology annotation, cellular component: mitochondrion. Gene Ontology annotation, biological process: ubiquinone biosynthetic process. NCBI's taxonomy places the organism in Eukaryota, Metazoa, Mollusca, Bivalvia, Myida, Dreissenidae. The coding region runs from base 136 to 1584 and encodes 482 amino acids.